Linum tenue is the source of this 1411-nucleotide messenger RNA. Lineage: Eukaryota; Viridiplantae; Streptophyta; Magnoliopsida; Malpighiales; Linaceae. The record is from the annotation of a GenBank genome assembly.
UGCCGCCAUAACGAAACGAAAAAGAGCGAAUUAACAGAAACAUAACGACAGUCCCACACCACCAACCAACCAACGGAGCGAAGCAACGCGGUUUUCUCCGUCUUUCCUGUCCCUAAACGAAUCUAGUUUCCGCCAUUACCGCUCUGUGAUUAAGCUCUCCUUCUCUAUCUCUUUGUCAACUCCCUGUUCCUAAACACUUCACUUUACUCCCGCCACCAAAUCGAUUAAUCGUAAUCCAAGUCUACAGCCAAAAAGGAGUAGGCUUUCCCUAAGAAGCAGGGUCGCGCGUUGCUUCCAGCUUUCUGCUUUUGUUAGUUUUUCCCCCCCGCUAUCCAUCUCCAACUACCCUUCUUCUCCCGCCUCGAGACAGUGAAAGAAAGCAUCUUUUCCCCGACCAUGAAUUUGGGGUUCUCUUCUCUUCUUCGAUCUAAUUAGAUAGUGAACUGGCUGAAGUUGUGAACUUUUUAUCCAAAGGGGCUUAGCUAGGGCUCAUUGGUUUUGUUAGACGAACUUGGUUCUUUGGGGCUUGGGAGGUGGUAUUUGUUGAAGUCGAAGUUCAUAUUGGAAUGCAAGCAUAUCUUAUAGAGUAAACUAAACAUUCAAGUAUUGUAAGAGAACUCCCAGCUCUCUCCUGUUGCGAUGUCAAGGCCUAUGCUACUUGUCUUUCUGCUGCUUAUAUUCAUAAUCACCUCUCAGUUUGAAUGGAGACAACAACUUGUAAAUGAUAUUGACCCAACUCCUGGGAUAACAUCUAGACAGCAACAACUAUCAAAGAGGGAAGAAGCUGUCAAGGAGAAGGUAGGCAGGUGAUUUCUAGUUCCAUGGCCAACCUUAUGUUGCCUGGUUAGCAGACAAUACAGCUACGUGCCAACUAGCUUUCCUUAAUCGUUAGGCGAAAUGUUUCUGAUGAAUUACUGUCAGAGAUUAUCCUUUCACAAGAGAAGAACAUUCACAAGCUGAACGAGCUGGUUCGGGACCUUAGGCAGCAACUAUCAGAAUGCAAGUGCAACAACGAAACGUCGACUGCAACUGCAAAUAGUUUGACCGAACAUGUUAUCGAACUCGAAAGACAGCAGUUUCUAGAGGAUUAAGCUGUUGUUUGUAAUACUAAUGAUACCAUUAGUUCCCUUCUCCCAUGUGCUUCGAAGAUGUGUUUUUUCACACCACCCAAAUUGCAGCCCCCUGUGUGGAUCACCAUUGGACUGGGAGAAGUCCCUCAUUUGAGCUAAUCAUCUGUUCUUUUUAGUUAGCUGACUGUUCCAUCUUGAGAAGUUGUAAAUCUUGUACCUCUGCAUUUGUUCUGUUAAGCCUCAAAUGUAAAAAAAACAAAAAUGUUGAAGAUGGGAUAUCUAUAUACUGUCUCUUCUCGAUGCCGAAAGUGCUCAAGUAUGAGAAAUGAGAUGGACGUGUA